CUCUUGUUUACCAAACCAAAAUUUUCGUCUUUCGAGCGCAUUCGCAUCUGGAGCUCUGGCACUCGAAACUCGAAGCUUCUCCAAUCUCAAGCCAUGGAGACUCUCCAAUCAAACCCUAACCCUCCUCCAAUCGAAGCCCUAGAUCCUCAACCCCCUACUUUCUCUAAUCUGUCUUCUGAAACUGUACCCUCCUACGAUCUCAAACCUCCUCCUCCUCCGGAAACCCUAGUCUCAGAUUAUAAGGACCCAUCUCCACCACCUCCCUCUGAAACCCUAGCUUCCAAUGCUCAAAACCCCGCCCAAAUUCCCCAGACUGGUACUGAGAAUGGUAAUUCAAACGACGGCAGCAAGACGCUUGCUCUCAGGCCCGAUAUCCAAAAGCCGCUGCUGUCGGAGAAUGGAUUGACCAACACCCAUAGUGGCACCGACAGAGAUGGCUCCGGUGGGGAGGAGGAGACGACGAGCAGGCGCCGCCGCCGCAGCCGGUGGGACCCUCAGCCCGAGUCAGACAACCAGAGUGGUGGCGGCGAGUCGGGUAGCGGCCCGAGGAAGAGGAAGUCGCGGUGGGCGGAUGAGGAGCCGAAGCCGGUGAUUCAGCUACCGGAUUUCAUGGGAGGUAUUGAGUUUGAUCCAGAAAUUCAAGCUUUGAAUAGUAGGCUUCUUGAGAUUAGUCGAAUGCUGUCUUCGGGUUUACCUUUGGAUGAUCGUCCCGAAGGUGCCCGGUCUCCUUCACCGGAACCUAUAUAUGAUAAUAUGGGAAUUAGGAUUAAUACCAGAGAGUUCCGUGCCCGUGAGAGGUUGAACAAAGAGAGACAGGAAAUUAUUGCUCAGAUUAUUAAGAGGAACCCUGCGUUUAAGCCUCCAGCUGAUUACAGGCCGCCUAAGCUUCAGAAGAAGCUUUACAUACCAAUGAAAGAAUAUCCGGGUUAUAAUUUUAUUGGUCUUAUCAUUGGCCCGAGGGGUAAUACCCAGAAGAGGAUGGAGAAAGAAACUGGUGCAAAAAUUGUCAUUAGGGGUAAAGGGUCGGUGAAAGAGGGUAGGCUGCAACAGAAAAGGGAUUUAAAACCUGACCCUUCUGAGAAUGAGGACUUGCAUGUUUUGGUUGAGGCGGAUACGCAAGACGCACUUGAUGCUGCGGCUGGGAUGGUGGAGAAGCUCUUGCAGCCUGUGGAUGAGGUGUUGAAUGAGCAUAAGAGGCAACAACUUAGGGAACUUGCGGCCUUGAAUGGGACAAUAAGGGAUGAGGAGUAUUGUAGAUUGUGUGGUGAACCGGGGCACCGUCAAUAUGCAUGUCCAUCACGGACUUCGACCUUUAAGAGUGAUGUUCUUUGUAAGAUAUGUGGUGAUGGUGGGCAUCCAACCAUUGAUUGUCCAGUGAAGGGUACAACUGGGAAGAAAAUGGACGAUGAGUAUCAGAACUUUUUGGCUGAGUUAGGUGGGACAGUUCCUGAAUCUGCAACUAAGCAGACCAGUACAUUGGCCCUUGGCCCAGGCAAUAGUUCAGUAAGCAAUCCUCCUUGGGCUAACAGCGCUGGGAGUGCUAGCAGUGCAUCAUCACAUCCAGGCUUGGGAUCAGUUGGAAUCAAGCCUACCAAGGAAUACGAUGACACAAAUUUGUACAUCGGAUACUUGCCACCUACUCUUGAUGAUGAUGGUUUGAUCCGAUUGUUUUCACCUUUUGGUGAUAUUGUGAUGGCCAAAGUUAUUAGGGACCGGAUUACCGGAUUGAGUAAAGGUUAUGGUUUUGUGAAGUAUGCAGACGUUCAAAUGGCUAAUAAUGCUAUUGCAAGCAUGAACGGUUUUCGCCUGGAUCAGCGAACCAUUGCUGUCAGAGUUGCUGGCAAGCCUCCACAGCCUGCUGUGCCUCCUGGACCUCCAGCAUCGACAAUGCCCACGUACCCUGUCUCUCUCCAGCCUGUUGGUGCCUAUCCAUCCCAGCAAUUUACCCCAGGUGGUCCUCUUGGGAAUGCACCACCUACUAGCUAUGCGGGUACUCCUGUUCCAUGGGGACCCCCUGUUCCUCCUCCUUAUGCUCCCUAUGCUCCUCCUCCUCCUCCUCCCCCCGGUUCAACCAUGUAUCCUCCACCCAUGCAGGGUCAACAUGUGGCUGCUUACGGUGCACGAUACCCUCCUCCCCCUGGUGCACCAUCUCAACCGGUGACCUCUAGUGAAGCACAACAGAAUUAUCCCCCUCCGGGAGUUCAAUCUGAAAACAGUACCUCUAUGCAAUCUGUACCAACUAAUAUGUACGGGGGCUCAGCAAUGCCACCAAAUGGCCAACAUUCUUAUCCUGCAUCUUCGUAUGGUUACUCAUCUUACUACAAUGCAGUUCCACCACCUCCUCCUCCCCCGGCCCCUGUACCUGGAUCAACUGCAGACCAAUCCCAGAGCAUUGGUAAUGUGCCAUGGGCCACAAAUCCUCCGGUUCCUCCUCCAGCUUCUUCCACAGAGAAGACAGCCUAUGGUGCAGAUGCAGAGUAUGAGAAGUUCAUGGCGGAAAUGAAAUGAUGCGGUCCCUCGGUAUUACUCCGAGUUGAUAGGACUGAUGUUUCUUGGAGCUCUUGUGAACCUGAUUUCUUACCUCUUGCCAUGACUUUGUUGAAGUUUGGGACUCACAUCUUUAACCUUGCUGUAAUGUUAUGACCUUUGCAGAGACUUGGGCUGGAACUUCAGUUGAUCGGUUUCAUGUUGGAAAAGUCAUUUUUAAACAAUAUGAUUCGUUUUAUUUGGGAGCUUAUGUUGCACGUAAUUUUUUUUUAUUUUGCUGGUUUCUUACUAAUGUCUCUGUUUCCAAGUUCAGUCUGAACGCCCACUAUUUGGCACUGAUGGUUUAUGAUGUUAUGUUGAUUUAGUGGGUUGCAUAACUAGUUUGCUGUUUGCCCUAACUGUUUUGUCUCUCUAGUUUUUAUUGUAAUUCAAUUUUUACCUUGAGGACCCUAA
Molecule: messenger RNA, 2940 nt
Organism: Prunus persica (peach)
Lineage: Eukaryota; Viridiplantae; Streptophyta; Magnoliopsida; Rosales; Rosaceae
Product: branchpoint-bridging protein
Exons: 2
Coding region: 94-2508 (804 amino acids)
Biological process (GO): regulation of mRNA splicing, via spliceosome
Cellular component (GO): nucleus
Molecular function (GO): mRNA binding; zinc ion binding
Source: RefSeq, a predicted model, not a curated record